Messenger RNA from Ostertagia ostertagi, 258 nucleotides. NCBI's taxonomy places the organism in Eukaryota, Metazoa, Nematoda, Chromadorea, Rhabditida, Trichostrongylidae. The record is from the annotation of a GenBank genome assembly.
AUGUCGGGACCUCGCAGUGGAUCCAACAGAUUCUUCGAGAUCGAUCCUUCCACCGGAAAACUGUCCAGCGCUGCGCUUGAUCGAGAACAGCAGUCAGAGCACUUGUUGGUGAUAGUUGCACAAGACGGAGACAUCAACGACUCUUGCACGGUGCGGAUUACGGUGUCUGAUGUUAAUGACAAUGUUCCGCAGUUUGCGGCGUCUACGCUGCAAGCGAUCUCAAUCAAUGAUAGCAUAUCACUGGGCAAGGUUGUGUAC